UCGGGCGCGCUUCACCAUGGAACGAGUUCAAGUACUUCCAGCGGAUGACCACCACGCCCUCCGUGCCAGGUAAACAAAAUGUGUUGAUAAUGGGUAAGAAGACCUGGUUCUCUAUUCCUGAAAAGAAUCGUCCUUUAAAAGAUAGAAUUAACAUAGUGCUCAGCAGAGAACUUGCGGCAGUCCCAAAAGGAGCACACCACCUUGCCAGAAGCUUGGAUGAUGCUUUAGUUCUUCUGGAUUCUCCAGAGCUAAAAAAUAAGAUAGACUUGGUUUGGAUAGUUGGAGGCAGUUCUGUUUACAAGGCAGCAAUGGAGAAGCCAAUUAAUCAGCGAUUAUUUGUGACAAGAAUUUUGCAUGAGUUUGAAAGUGACACUUUUUUUCCAGAGAUUGAUUUAGAGAAAUAUAGACUUCUCCCAGAAUUCCCAGGUGUCCCAGCUGAUGUCCAGGAGGAGAAUGGCAUCCAUUACAAAUUUGAAGUAUAUGAAAAAACUGUCUAGGCACAGUUAUUAUGAAAUUCUUUAUACUAAUAUAAAUGGGCUUACAUUAUCCAUUAAGAUCACUUAUACUGAUUGCAUAAUUACUAGAGAAACUGCAAAUUUUUCCUGCAGUUUUGAUGAGGAAUAAAACGCAGAAAUAUAUCACCUUCUCUAUAUGUGGUAAAUAAAAAGUAAACAUUAA
Molecule: messenger RNA, 678 nt
Organism: Alligator sinensis (Chinese alligator)
Lineage: Eukaryota; Metazoa; Chordata; Crocodylia; Alligatoridae
Gene: DHFR
Product: dihydrofolate reductase
Exons: 6
Coding region: 45-497 (150 amino acids)
Biological process (GO): glycine biosynthetic process; folic acid metabolic process; tetrahydrofolate biosynthetic process
Cellular component (GO): mitochondrion
Molecular function (GO): dihydrofolate reductase activity; NADP binding
Source: RefSeq, a predicted model, not a curated record